Messenger RNA from Huiozyma naganishii CBS 8797, 1314 nucleotides. RefSeq names its product septin CDC11 (gene CDC11). The record is from RefSeq and is a predicted model, not a curated record. The coding region runs from base 1 to 1314 and encodes 437 amino acids. Gene Ontology annotation, molecular function: molecular adaptor activity; GTPase activity; GTP binding. Lineage: Eukaryota; Fungi; Ascomycota; Saccharomycetes; Saccharomycetales; Saccharomycetaceae. Gene Ontology annotation, biological process: cytoskeleton-dependent cytokinesis; division septum assembly; cellular bud neck septin ring organization. The transcript has a single exon. Gene Ontology annotation, cellular component: microtubule cytoskeleton; septin complex; cell division site.
AUGUCUGGUAUAAUUGAGGCGUCGUCUGCGCUGCGGAAGCGGAAGCAUUUGAAGCGUGGGAUCAACUUCACCGUGAUGGUUGUGGGCCAGUCUGGGACUGGCCGGUCUACAUUUAUCAACACGCUGUGCGGACAGCAAGUCGUUGAUGUGUCUACGACUGUUCUGUUGCCCACUGACACUGCCACUGAGGUGGAGUUGCAAUUGCGGGAGGAGACCGUGGAACUUGAAGACGACGAAGGUGUGAAGAUCCAAUUGAACAUUAUUGACACGCCCGGGUUCGGGGACUCUCUAGACAACACUGCUGCCUUUGAAGUGGUCUCUGACUAUGUGAGGCACCAAUACGAUGAGAUUCUGCUCGAGGAGAGCCGUGUGCGGCGGAACCCGCGGUUCAAAGACGGGAGAGUGCACUGCUGUCUGUACUUGGUACAAGCUACGGGUCAUGGGUUAAAGGAGAUCGACGUUGAGUUUAUGAGACAGUUGGGCCCCUUAGUCAAUGUGAUCCCACUGGUAUGUAAAGCUGAUUCGUUGACCCCCGAGGAGUUGAAGUUGAACAAGCGGUUGAUCAUGGAGGACGUCGCGCGGUACGGGCUGCCGAUCUACGAUUUCCCCUUCGAUGAGGCGGACGUGACGCAGGAGGAUUACGACACGUACACUUACUUGCGGUCGAUCCUACCGUUCUCGAUCAUUGGAUCCAACGAUGUGUUUACACAGGCAGCGGACGCAGCAGCUGCAGGCGGGCCCGCCGCAGGCGAGCCCCAGCAGAUCCGUGGACGCAAGUACCCCUGGGGCACGCUCGAUGUCGAGGACACUACGAUCUCUGAUUUUGUCGUACUGCGGAACGCGCUGCUGAUCUCGCACCUGCACGACUUGAAGGACCACACGCACGAGAUACUGUACGAGCGGUACAGGACGGAGGCUCUGUCCGGAGAGGGCCCCACUAGCGGGCCCCACGGGCCCGCAGUGACCUCCCCUACUGCUACUGGGGCCACCGGCAGAAGUUACUCCCGCGUAGCGGGAGCCACGACGACGCCCAGCGCAGCGUCAACCCCCCGCGGCGAGCCGGGGGAGUCCAGCGCAGGAGCCCCUACGCUGGGCUCGCCGGCCGGCGAGCCCAGCGCCCCCGGCGCCCCCGGCGACCCGUACACGGCCCGCGACGAGCAGAUCCGCCUGGAGGAGGAGCGGCUGCGCGCGUUCGAGGAGCGCGUGCAGCAGGAGCUGCAGCUGAAGCGGCAGGAGCUUCUGGCGCGGGAGCGGGAGCUGCGCGACAUCGAGGCGCGGCUCGAGCGGGAGGCCGCGGCGGCGGGGGAAGACUAG